AACGUGUGGAGCGCAGCCGCGCAGCUGGGUGGCCAACAUUCCUGAGAAGCACAAAUCCGCUCAACUCUGGGGUGAACCCACACUGGCAACUAGUAACUUCAAGGAUGCCCAAUGAAUGGGUUUAGCUGAAAAUAUACAUAGAAAAAUCAAAAUGAUAAUGUGGUUGGAGUAUUUUUAGGAUUUGAAUGGGUGCAGUCAACAUUUGAUAGCAGCACAUGCCCUCAGCGCAAGAAUAGAAUGCAUACUUUCCUCCUAUUUCUUUCACCAUCAAGAUGGAUUUACAAACCCUGAACGAGACCUCUACGUUGUUGGAGUGUGUGGGACCGCAAGGCGUUGAACCUAAUGGAACGGGGAACGCCAGUCUGGAAUUCAGAAACAUCACCACCUGUGGAAACGCGUCCAUGGUCAAACCGCAACGUGUCAAAGAGAAAGAGGUGGAUUCUCUACGUAUCCUGCUGUACUCCGUCAUCUUCCUUCUCAGCGUGUUUGGCAACCUACUAAUCAUCGUGGUCCUGACGGUCAACAAGCGCAUGAGGACGGUCACCAACUCGUUCCUGCUGUCCCUGGCGGUCAGCGACCUGAUGAUGGCCAUCUUCUGCAUGCCCUUCACCCUCAUUCCCAACCUCAUGGAGGACUUCAUCUUCGGAGCUGCCAUGUGCAAGAUACUGUCCUACCUCAUGGGUGUAUCCGUGAGCAUCUCCACCUUCAGCCUUGUUGCCAUAGCGAUUGAGCGCUAUAGCGCCAUCUGUAACCCGCUGAAGUCGCGGGCGUGGCAGACCCGUUCCCAUGCCUACCGGGUGAUUGCGGCCACAUGGCUGCUAUCCUUCAUGAUCAUGAGUCCAUACCCCGUGUUCACCCACCUGGUCCACAUCCCCCUGAAAGACAACACCACGAUUGCACGCAAGUGUCGUCACAUCUGGCCCCAGAGGGAAGUGGAGCAGACCUGGAACCUGAUGCUGCUCCUUACUCUGUUCGUGGUCCCGGGGGUGGUGAUGAUGGUGGCUUAUGGCCUCAUCUCCAGGGAGCUGUACCGCGGCAUGCAGUUUGAGCUAGGCCAGAAGACAACUUCCCCUGGUCUAAAGAGCAGCCUGACCACCACAGUGUCCUGUGGCAGCGACGAUGGCGACGGUUGCUACGUCCAGGUGUCCAAGCGGCCGCACUCCAUGGAGAUGUCCACUUUGACGUCAUCCGCAGCUAGCGUGUCCAAAGUGGAGCGUGCCCGUAGCAACACGUCAGAGGCCAAGCUGCUCGCCAAGAAGCGCGUGAUCCGGAUGCUGGUGGUGAUCGUGGUCCUGUUCUUCCUGUGCUGGCUGCCCCUCUACUUCGCCAACACCUGGAAGGCUUUCCACACGGCCUCCGCCUACCGCGCUCUCUCCGGCGCCCCCAUUUCCUUUAUCCACCUGCUGUCCUACACCUCGGCCUGUGUCAACCCGCUCAUCUACUGCUUCAUGAACACGCGCUUCCGCAAGGCACUGCUCGCCACCUUCGCCUGCUGCCACCCACCCUGCCGACACCGACGCCGCGGCCUGCGAGACGGAGAGGAGGACGCCAUGACAACAGGGGCGUCCAUGUCCAAGUUUAGUUACACCACCGUCAGCUCCAUGGCGACGUGUUGAGGGGGCUGGUGGCUGGUGGGGCGGCAGGGGAAGUUGUUGUGCUGUAUGUUUAGUCAUUUACCCUGCGGUCACUAGGUAACGGAAAACACCGAAACACUACCACGACUGUAAUGUUGAUUUGAAUGCCAAUGGGGGUCAGAAAGAUAAUUAUUAACUGUAUAUGGGAAGGGAAGAACUAACCAUGAGACAUCCAUAGGUAAAUCAAUGCGCUAGUUGCAAAACAAAAGGAAUUUAAAUAUAAUAGCACUGUUUCGCAUUUGCACAUGUCCAUAUGUGAUGCAAACAGUAUAUAAUUCAGUAGUAUACGUAUGUAGCCUAUUAUCUGUUUAUAAUGUUCAAGCUUUUAUGAAGCGGUGUAACGUUUGCUGAACGAAUCCAAUAGGAAAUGACAUGAGGGUGGGAUAUUAAUGUUAUGGGUUGGUGUGGAGUUGUAUUAGUGGUCCAAAAAGGAUCACAGUACAGUAUUUUUUGUCAAUGUGUAUUGGCAAUGCUUGUAUCGUCACGUUACAUUGGGUGUUAACGCUGAAUAUGUGCUUGUUGUUGGUGUUGUUGUCAGUGAGCCGAAGCUAAGGGAAAUCUGCUGUGGGCAAUGAGGGCCUGCCUGUAGAUGCACAUUUAUAUUACAUGUUAUGUGUUAUGUGUUUCCUGUGCUGUGGGUAGUGUCAUUCAUUAUGAACAUUGUGAAUAACGUGUCGAUACGUGUGGCGUCAGCAUAACCAGAACAGAUGUGGAUCGAAGACCAGACUCAGUCGAAACCAAACCAAACCAACCUUGCCAGAAAAAGACGAUUAGGGAUGAUUGGGGUAUUGAGGAGGUACUAUUACCAGAUAUUUAGGCUGUUACUCUUGUUCUAAUGUGCCGUCUCUCUCCGAGGUAACUCCUUGUUUUUUUUUGGUUGUUCAUAACUCUGGCAGCCGACAAAUGUUGCAUAUCAUGACUGUAUGGGUAAAUUCUCUGUGUACUGUGUGUGUCCUCUGUUCUCUAAAAGGCUGCAUCGUCCAUGCAUCUACUGGAUUUGUUGUGGUGUGUGCGUGUGUAUUUAUUGUGCUGCUCAAUGCAGGUUUAGUGAUUCAUCUGCUGUGAGUCUCAUCAGACAUCACCCAACGGCUUCAGCAUCAUUUAGGUUUAAGUCGUCUAGGUUUAGCCCAAAUCCCUGAAAUUUACAUAACGUUGUAGAUUAUAAUAUUUAAAGGCUGCCAUUUUUCCAAAUUCCAAUUGGAUGUUUUUGAACUUAUUUCCUAGCAUUGCCAAAACACACCUGAGGAUGCAGCUGAAAUAAAUGACUAAAUGUUGCACUGCCCAGGGAACAAACAAGUAGUGUGCUAGAUAGGGGUUAGAAUGCCAUUUCUGACCCACCCUUAGUUUCUAUGCCUUGUCCACUCCACUCGCACUAAUUGUGUUACGACCUUGGCCGGUCAGAGUGAAGAGCAUACUUCCCUCGGCUCUGCAUCCGACACAAUGAUGUUAAUUUCACAAAGAUGUAUGGUGAGCUACUGUUGGGUCCCUUCUGACAGGUAGAGGCCCAUAAUCUGGUUGAUCUCUGCAGACAAGGGCCCAUUCCGCGUAGCGGACCCAAAAGCAUGUGUGGAGACCAAAAGCUUUCGUGAUUUGUUACACUCUCCUUUGUUAGUAUUGUGUUAGGAGUAGACCAGAGACAGCACGGCGCCAUAUCCUAGGGGACCUGGAGCAAGGAACUUAACCCAAACUACCCUUGUAAAUCACUCCAGAUGAGAGUGUCUGCUAAAAAUGUAAUUAUAAAUGAUUAGAUGGCAUGGGAUAUUUACUUCAUCUCCCUGACUCAGUGUGGGUUACAGGACAGGUUUAGUUUUCUUUUCAUUGCUAUUACUCUUCUGUCGGACUGCACAGCUUUUUCCUUUGCUCCCUUUGACUUUCUCUGCUGAUGGUUGAGCUUCUGCCGCUCCCGUUGUUGUGUUCUUAGAGGUCCCCUCCAGGGAGAGAGGGGGGAGGAGUCGCACAUACAAACUUCCCAGACUUUACCUCAGUUGACUGAUGACCACGCACCCUUAGAGGGGCCUGAGGCACUUAGAUCUGCCCACUGACCUUCUCUGUCUCAUCAUCUUCUCUGUCCACCUUUCAUCUGCUAACUGUGGCAGAAGACCAGUCACAGGGAAGGUUUCAGCUUUGAGUGAGAAUGCAGGGUCAGGCAGAGAGAGAGAGAGAGAGAGAGAGAGAGAGAGAGAGAG
Molecule: messenger RNA, 3820 nt
Organism: Esox lucius (northern pike)
Lineage: Eukaryota; Metazoa; Chordata; Actinopteri; Esociformes; Esocidae
Gene: cckbrb
Product: cholecystokinin receptor
Exons: 5
Coding region: 273-1616 (447 amino acids)
Biological process (GO): neuropeptide signaling pathway
Cellular component (GO): membrane
Molecular function (GO): neuropeptide receptor activity; gastrin receptor activity
Source: RefSeq, a predicted model, not a curated record